This is a messenger RNA of Fraxinus pennsylvanica, 2931 nucleotides long. The record is from the annotation of a GenBank genome assembly. NCBI's taxonomy places the organism in Eukaryota, Viridiplantae, Streptophyta, Magnoliopsida, Lamiales, Oleaceae.
AUGGCGAAACCAGGCCGAGGGCGUCCGGCUUCACCUUCAGGUUCCUCUUCCCGCUCAAUUUCUCGUUCACGUUCGAUUUCUCGCUCUCCUUCAACUUCACGCUCGCGCUCCUCAAGCUCACGCUCCAGGUCCCGAUCCCGUCCCCGUUCACGCUCCCGCUCCAAAUCAUUCACUUCUUCCUCUCGUUCUCGUAGCGUCAGCUCUCGCAGCGCUAGCCCCCCUCCUCAGAGAAAAAGUCCUGUUGAACAAGCUAAGCGAGGUCGCUCUCCACCACCACUAUCUAAGAAAGCUUCUCCACCACCGAGGAAAUCUUCUCCAAUUCCUGAGUCACUUGUACUUCAUGUCGAUCAGCUCAGUAGAAAUGUAAAUGAAAAUCACCUAAAAGAAAUAUUUGGUAAUUUCGGUGAAAUUGUCAAUGUACGGCUGGCAAUUGAUCACGUCGUUAACCUUCCAAAAGGAUUUGCAUACAUUGAGUUCAAGAGUAGGGCUGAUGCCGAGAAAGCCCUGUUAUAUAUGGACGGCGCCCAAAUUGAUGGGAAAGUUGUUCGAGCCAAGUUUACAUUACCUGAACGGAAGAAGGCUUCUUCGCCCCCUAAAGCUGUUGCUACUACUUCGAGGAGAGAUGCCCCUAAAGCUGAUGAUGUUGCUGCAGAUGCUGACAGAGAUGGUCUAAAACGACCUAGAGAAGCAUCUCCUCGGCGCAAACCUCUUUCUCCACCUCGAAGAUCUCCUAUAGCACGCAGAGGUUCUCCCAGACGGGAACCAGAUUCUCCUCCUCGCCGACGCCCAGAUUCUCCAGUUCGCCGCCGAGUAGAUACUGCUUAUCGACGGGGUGACUCACCACCUCUUAGAAGGAGGCCUGCAUCUCCUGCCAGAGGCCGUUCUCCCUCCUCUCCACCAAGGCGUUAUCGAUCACCUCCCAGGGCAUCUCCCCGCAGGGUACGUGGUAGCCCUGUUCGACGACGAUCUCCACUUCCUCCAAGGCGACGUUCUCCACGACGUGCUCGAAGUCCACCAAGAAGGUCUCCAAUUAGCCGUCGACGUAGCCGCUCCCCUCCUAUUAGGAGGCCAGCUCGUUCAAGAUCAAGAUCGGUAUCUCCAAGAAGAGGGCGUGGACCACCACCUGCCAGACGUGGUAGAUCAUCAUCCUACUCUUCAUCGCCUAGCCCACGCAGGGCUCCACGGAGGGUACCAAGGAGCCGCAGUCCAAGAAGGCCGAUGAGAGGAAGGAGCCCCAGUAAUAGCAGCAGCAGCAGUUCACCACCCCUUAAAAGUGACAAUAAUCCUCGAAUCGUUGUUCGAAGUAGUGAUGAACAUUUUGAUACAAUAGAUGACAAGCGAUCAUCAGUGAAGACAGAUGACACAAAUAAGAAGGAGAAGAACAGAAUCAAGCAAGCCAGGAUCAAAUUCUCCAUAAACCCUAGCUUCUCCAACUUGAAGCUUUUGAAGCCAACAAAAGGAACGAAUUUGGUAGUUUGCUCAUUAGCACACUCGGUAUCUCUGCAAGAUUCAAUGGCAGGCAAUGGCCUGUCAACAUUAGGCCGUGUAAAACUCGUUGAUCUCAUACCAUGUGAAGGCCUUCCUUCGGACUCAUACAAAUUGUCAGUUUCAACUUUGUCCCAAUCUCUAGCUCAGUAUUCUGCUGCCAUUAUCCAAUUACCCGUGAAUGAUGGGGCCCUUUUGAGGUCUUGUUUGGAAUCAUCUCGUCUCUACUUCCAUCAAAAACCACCUUACCCUCCUGCAGAUAUUAUUCAUCCCGAUGACUUCCAUGAAUGGUGCAAGACAUCUGGUUACCGUGCAGACCCUCAAAUGUGGCAAGAGAUUUUUGAUUUUAGACCUGGGCUUACUAUUACAGAACCUAAUAAUGAAAUGGAAAUCCCUCCAGCUGGUUUAGUGGACAUAUUUUCACUGCUUGGGAAAGCGUGUAGGGACAUAUUAGAUGCCAUCGGCUUUUAUUUGAAUCUGCGUAGUUCGCCUUUCAGUGAAAUACUUGAUAACAUGCCUCUUAGAAAUCGGGAAAUCUCGUCGUCAGUGUUGUCUGUUUUUUGCCAUGGGAGACCAUCUUUUCAGGGUGCACAGCAACAUAAUUUAACGACUCAAGAAGAUGGCGAAUUAGUAAUGUUCUCAGACCAUGAACAUCAGGUUGACAGAAGCCUUAUAACUCUUGUAAAGUCAGAUCGGGCAGGCUUGCAUGUAAGAGACUUUCAUGGUCAUUGGGUCCCGGUGGACGGCGAUCUUGGACCCCAAGAAGCAAUUAUUUAUCCUGGGCUUGCUUUGUACCAGGCAACUGCGGGCUACAUCAACCCUGCAAUGCAUCGUAUUGAUAUCAGUAAUCUGCAGGGUUCUAUGUAUGGGCGUUGUUCUCUGGCAUUCAAACUCAUGCCAAAAUCCAUGACCAGUCUCAAUUGUUCAGAGAUGAGGGCAGCUGGGCAUGGGGUGGAAGCUCAAUUCCAGCUUCCUGUAUCAGUCGACGACUUUAUGCAGAGAUCCACUGACCAACUUCUUAAUGGGAAUAAUUUUUCGACAUUCAGUUACCCAACCGCCCAAGAUGGAUCAGUGAAACCCGUCAUGAGGAAGAAGAGGAGUAAUUCAAGUUGUAAACCUCUUCCACCUUCGAAGAGACUGCGACUUGAGGCACAAAGAGUUCUGAAAGAGAGGGUUCAAGAUAUUGCUGAUAAGAAGGGUAUCAAAUUGAGGUUCUGCACCCUGAAGGAGUGUGAAAAUCAUGUCCAUUCACUAGACAGCCCUUGUGCAAAUAUAAGAAUGGAGAUUGGAUGGCCGCCAGGAGUUCCAUUUGUUCACCCACAUGAUCUUCCUAACAAGGCAAAGAUUGGAUUUCUUGAAACAUAUGAACCUGCCGAAUUAACAGACUUCUACCUGCACUUGAAUGUAUUUUCAGAGAGACCAUAUUGCUCUCUUGGUCUGUCAUAG